Messenger RNA from Lucilia cuprina (Australian sheep blowfly), 1947 nucleotides. It is a transcript of the gene Ilk, whose product is annotated as integrin-linked protein kinase. The record is from RefSeq and is a predicted model, not a curated record. Gene Ontology annotation, molecular function: protein kinase activity; ATP binding; protein binding. Lineage: Eukaryota; Metazoa; Arthropoda; Insecta; Diptera; Calliphoridae. Gene Ontology annotation, biological process: protein phosphorylation; substrate adhesion-dependent cell spreading; cell-matrix adhesion. Gene Ontology annotation, cellular component: focal adhesion; stress fiber. The coding region runs from base 123 to 1469 and encodes 448 amino acids. The transcript has 5 exons.
UUAAAGAAAAUUGUUAAACAUUUUUUAAACUAUAAAUACUAUUGAGUAUUUAACAUAAUUUACAAUAAAAUAACUAUAAUAUUAAAGAAAAUAAAGUGGUUUUUGUAUAAAAAUAAAGAAAAAUGGAGGAUAUUUUCCACUGGUGUCGUGAAGGCAAUUCCAUACAAGUCCGUUUAUGGCUUGAUGAAGUGGAGCAUGAUAUGAAUUUAGGUGAUGAUCAUGGCUUUAGUCCUUUACAUUGGUGUGCCAAAGAGGGUCACAGCAAAUUGGUGGAGACUUUAUUGCAAAGGGGAGCUCGUGUAAAUGCCACCAAUAUGGGUGAUGACAUACCCCUACACUUGGCAGCAGCUCAUGGUCAUCGGGAUGUAGUACAAAUGCUUCUCAAAGAACGUUCCGAUGUUAAUGCUGUUAAUGAACAUGGCAAUACACCUUUGCAUUAUGCCUGUUUCUGGGGUUACGAUAUGAUUUGUGAAGAUUUAGUAAAUGCCGGAGCCUCUGUUACUAUUGCCAAUAAAGAUGAUGAUACUCCCUUGGACAAGGCCAAGCCUGGUUUAGCCAAACGUUUGCAAGACUUGGCCGAACGUAAUGGUCAAGAAAUGAAAAAGAUUAGUUUUAAAGAACAAAGUUGGUUGGGUUUUAAGACUCGUUCACGUGAUGCUACGUUGUCACGUUUCAAAGGUAUAAGUAUGGGUGAUUUGGAUUUACAUACAAAAUUGGCGGUAACACCUUCGGGAGAAACUUGGCGUGGUCGUUGGCAAAAGAAUGAUGUUAUAGCUAAGAUUUUAUCGGUUAGACAAUGUACUUCAAGAAUAUCAAGAGAUUUUAAUGAAGAGUUUCCCAAGUUGAGAAUAUUUUCACAUCCCAAUAUAUUGCCGAUUAUAGGAGCAAGUAAUUCACCACCAAAUUUGGUUGUGAUUAGUCAGUUCAUGCCCAGAGGUUCUUUAUUCAAUUUACUGCAUGGAGCCACCGGUGUAGUAGUAGACACAUCACAGGCAGUACGUUUUGCUUUAGAUAUAGCUAGAGGUAUGGCUUAUUUACAUUCUUUGGAAAGAAUUAUACCCACUUAUCAUCUUAACAGUCAUCAUGUUAUGAUCGACGAAGACCUAACUGCUCGCAUUAAUAUGGGUGAUGCCAAAUUUUCCUUCCAAGAAAAAGGACGCAUUUAUCAACCAGCCUGGAUGUCACCAGAGGCCUUACAGCGUAAACCCACCGAUCGCAAUUGGGAAGCCAGUGAUAUGUGGAGUUUUGCAGUCUUAUUGUGGGAAUUAACCACCCGUGAAAUACCUUUUGCCGAAUGGUCACCCAUGGAGUGUGGCAUGAAGAUAGCCUUAGAAGGUUUAAGAGUUAAAAUACCACCUGGUACUUCACCACACAUGGUGAAAUUGAUAAAUAUAUGCAUGAAUGAAGAUCCCGGUAAAAGACCUAAAUUUGAUAUGGUGGUACCUAUUUUAGAAAAAAUGAAACGUUAAGUUUUUCCAUUUAACAAAAAUACUCGAAAUCCGUUGAAUUAAUUAUCUUUUAACUCCUCUUUUAAAAUAUCCUUUGUUGUCAAAAUUUAAAUGAAAAAUCUGCCAAAAUGUUGUUGUUUUUUUAAAGCAUUUUAAAAGUGCCUUAAAAAGAGUUUAACUUGUAAUUUUAAUUAAAUGUUUUUAAAAAAGCAAUUAAAGCAACAAAAUAACUAACUUUAGUUUAAGUUAAGGUGCUCGAUUUAUGUAUGUUUUUUUUUUUGUAGAAUUGUAUUGUGUCUACUAAUAACAGCGAGGGAAGUUUUUCCUUUUCUAACAAAAUGUAUUUUUUAUAAAUAUUAGUUAUACUUUUUACUACUACUACAGCUACUACUUUAUAAUAUAAAUUUAAUAAUGUUUAUUAAACCAUAUUUAAUAAAUAAAAUUACGAAUUUUAUAUUUAUAUUUUUAUAUUUAUAACAUAUUUAAUUAUAAAUAAUAA